Messenger RNA from Hypanus sabinus (Atlantic stingray), 4889 nucleotides. It is a transcript of the gene pou6f1, whose product is annotated as POU class 6 homeobox 1. Gene Ontology annotation, molecular function: DNA-binding transcription factor activity, RNA polymerase II-specific; RNA polymerase II cis-regulatory region sequence-specific DNA binding. Gene Ontology annotation, biological process: regulation of transcription by RNA polymerase II. The record is from RefSeq and is a predicted model, not a curated record. The transcript has 12 exons. Bases 121 to 1908 code for a protein of 595 amino acids. Lineage: Eukaryota; Metazoa; Chordata; Chondrichthyes; Myliobatiformes; Dasyatidae.
GGAGAAGAUUGAUUACUAUAGUGUUGGAUAGUUCUGGCUUCCAGCAGAUGUUUGGCUUCACAUUUGACAAUCUUGAGGGUGUAAUAAGGCAGAUCAAACCUUUUCUUUCAGUGAUGUAAAAUGGAAACGGGCAGUUUGUCAGAGCAGGGUGAUAAUUUGUGUAUCACAAAGCAGGUUACUGUGAUGACUGGCCAGGAAAUCGUUAAAGCUCCAUCAAUGAAAGUGGAUGUUCCAUCCAAAGCAGCGGGUGAUGCAGAACCUCAAAGAAUUGUUCUCCCAACAGCAGUAGUGGGUGAGGAAAAUAGUGAAGGCAGUGCUUCUACUGAGGCGCCGAAAAUCCUCAAAAAUUGUGUGCAGGAGAACCAUAGGUCUACUGAACAAACUGGAGUAAUGCCAGUGAAUGAAAUACAAGCAGAUCGGCUACAUCUUCAAGCACAACCGACUGUGCCCAUCUCAGUACCAGCAGCAUCUCAGAUUCUGACUUCAGAAAACCUGCCGACAGUGGUAAUGGCUUCAACAGGAAGUGUCCCAUUAAACCAGUCUCUUCUCAUUCCGCUCAACAUGACAAGUCCAGUAAAUGCACAACAGGGUCUUGUGUUUACUAUUCCCACAGCACCUCUUGCUUCUCUCCCAGGACUCACUUCUGCCACUGGUGGAGGAGGCAUUCUCAGGCUUCCUCUGCCCAACUCACAGGCUGCUUCAUUGUUGAAUACCACACUUCAGCCUACACAGCUUCAACAGACCCUCCAGCCUCAGGCCACUCUACAGCCCCUUCCUACAUCGACUGUACCUCUGAAACAGCCAGAACCACAAGCUCAGAUCACUUCCAUCAACACAGUUCAAGGCCUGACAUUAAAUCAAACAAUACUCAAUAGUCAAGCUCCACUUGUUGGCUCUUUGACUGCCACACCAGUUAUUGCAAACGCCAUGCCUGGUUUACAGGGAAUUAUGAGUCCACUCAUAACUAAUGCGCAAGGACAGGUCAUAGGAACCCUGCCCUUAGUCAUGAACCCAGUCACAAUAUCAACAAGCAAUACAGUGACAGCAAUACCAACACAGAGUCUUCAAGUGCAAGCAGUUACACCACAGAUGCUGUUGAAUGCACAAGGUCAAGUCAUUGCAACUGUGAUCAGCAACCAGUUUGUGCCAGUUCUGAGCCGGCAAGGAGGUCCACUCUCUCCUGUAAAGACAUUACAGCAGGUACAAGCUUUGCAGGCAAUAACUACUGUCACACCACCCAACGUGACACCAACCACAUCCGCUGCACAGACUGAACCCCCAGUUACGUCAAGCAACACUCCUUCCAGUGCUAGUGUUGGACAACUGGUCAACAAGCCUCAAAAUGCACCCACUGAGAUUGAUGGAAUAAAUCUAGAAGAAAUACGUGAAUUUGCCAAGAAUUUUAAGAUCCGUCGACUAUCUCUUGGGCUGACACAGACACAGGUUGGACAGGCACUAAGUGCAGCGGAGGGGCCAGCCUACAGCCAGUCAGCCAUUUGCAGGUUUGAGAAAUUGGAUAUCACUCCUAAAAGUGCACAGAAGAUCAAGCCAGUGCUUGAAAGAUGGCUAACAGAAGCAGAGGUGCGGCAUCGUGCUGGCAUACAAAACCUCACCGAGUUUGUUGGUAGUGAACCUUCAAAGAAACGUAAGCGGCGCACAUCUUUCACACCACAGGCCCUGGAAAUCCUAAACAUCCAUUUUGAGAAGAACACCCACCCCACUGGUCAGGAAAUGACAGAGAUAGCUGAGCAGCUGAAUUAUGACCGAGAGGUGGUUAGAGUGUGGUUCUGCAACAAGCGCCAGACUUUAAAGAACACCAUCAAGAGAUUGCAGCAGAAUGACUCAACGGAAUCAGGUUCAGCCGAACGAUUAUCAGACUCCAAAGUAAACGUUGCUGGAACGGGCUGAUGUGCAGAAGAUUCUUUCAGAAAAGAAGCAGUGAGAAAUUGGAUGAGGAAAUUGCUGCAGAGAAAGAGAGAUGCUUGAAAGUGAUUCCAACAUCACACUAAAUGAAGCUUCAACCUUGAAAUGGUAGCCAUCUGUCUAGUAGUUUUUUAACCUAUGCUGUGAAAUUCAUGAAGGGUUCUGUUCUGUUUAUUUUAAUAUAUUAAAAUUUAAAAUCUUUUAAUAUAUAUAUUAAAUCCAAUAAUUAAAACAAAAUCUCUGUUCCUAUGGUGACAAUAGGCAAGAGAUUUUGGGGAAAAAAACUGCUGAAUUAUGUUAAACAAUUCUAUCAAUGAAUUUAAUAGAAUUCUUACUUUCAUCUCUAUUGAAAAUAUUUUACUGCAUAAUUUUCAAAUAUAUUUACAAAUGAAUUUGGUGGCAUAUAGGUCAACCAGAGCUAUUAUGGGGUUUAUUUAUAAAAAUAUUUCAGUAAACCAACUGGAGGAUUUGAAGUUUUUAAUCCUUUUUCAGCUCAUUGUACUCCUAGAACAGCUUGUAAUUAUUCUGUCAUAAGAGGUGUUGCCAGUCUGUUGAAAGAGAGUCAGAAUUGUUAUUGGCCCAAAGUGAAAGGAGUUAUGAUUAAAGGAAACAUAGUAGUUAGCAUGUCAUCAAAGGGAAUGCAGAAGUUAAAAAAUGUAUCAUGGAGGGAUGUGACCUGGAGUGAGAAUGAUGUGGAAGGAACGUGAUUAGUAUGCCAUUGAGCUGAUGGGGACUGUGGUGACUAUAAGAGGUAGAAUGUACUGAUUGGUUGAUUUGUCACAAUUAGAAAACUUUUAUGAGAUGGUGGUCAAGAUGAGGAGGGGGAAUUGUAAAUGGUCACUGGCAUCUCAGUCUCUUUCAGGAACAUUAUGCAGACAUGGUGAACUGACGUGGCCUCUUUCUCUGCUGUAAAAUUCUAUAGAGCAGAUCUGACUGUGAUGUAAGUUAGCAGACUGAUUGAUACCUUUGUUAUGUAUGAAGUGGGAGAAGGGAAUCAGCAAAGAAUGGUUAUAAAAAAAAGCAGCAUGCAUUUAUGUGAGCUGCAGAAAAUUGAGAAAGAGGAUGUGAAAGUAUGAGCUGUUGCUUGGAGAUUAUAAAAGUAUAAUUGUAUCAAGUACCAGGAUGGGGAUAGACGAUCAAAUUUACAUUUGAUCAUCUGAAAUGAACACCCAUUCGUGUUUUAAGAAAAUUAUGAAAAUUAUCUCUGUGAUGUUUUACAUAUAGAUUCAUCGCGCGAUGUGAGGCUAGUAUUAAUCUGGGAUGGUGGGACAAACCAGUUCCUUUACAGGUCAGUCAUAUAGAUGCUACUUAUGAUCAUUAUUGGAAGCCUGCCAUUUAUAUUCAUGGUGGAGUCUGACUCAGUCAAUCAGUAGCAAAGCUAUGAGUGACUUUAUAUAUACCUUACUAAUGAAGUAUAAGUAAUAGUUAGUAUGUCUAUUCUAUUUGUAUUACAAGUGUAAAGAAAUUCUUAACUAAUCAGAAAUGUGUUUUCAAUAUUUCACUAUAGUUUAUGUUUAUUACUGCUAUGAUGAAGAUACAUUGCUGGACAUUUGUUGUGAUUUCAAAGAAAACAGAAUUUUAUUGGAAAUCCUUACUCAUAGCAUAGCCUUAGCCUUGGGAGAAAGAGGGUGAAAUGACAGUUUGGAUGGACUUGCUUUGAACAGUGUCAUGAAUGAAUGAAAUGAUCUGCUCAAAGAGGCAGUAGGAACAGAUUGUAUUAACAGGCUCAAAAGAGUUGGAUAAAUAUCUGGAAAAAUUAAUUAAUUGGAGAUACGACAGGUAUGGUGAAAUAUGAUCAUUAGUAGGAACUGAGAAUCAUCGUGUUUACCGGAGUGAACAUUUCUGUUGCUGUACAAAAGAAUGAAUAAAGUAUUAUUGGUUUUCUGUAACAUCGAGAUGGAAAAUACAGAUAAAUCAGCAUCAUACAUAAUUUUGUUCCAUCUGUUUCAAAAGCUCCUAUGAUCAGAUCAUAUAGCCUCCUAGCAUUUAUACAUAUUUAUAAAUCUCUGUGUAAUACACAUACAAAUACAUACACAUGAAUAAAGUGUAGCUCAAAACGGUUUGCUCACACGUUGAAGACUCUGUGAUUUAGAUAUUCAUAGUGCCUCAUUUUCAUUGAAGCUCAGUUGCUUCAAAACAUGUGGAUUUGCUUUACCAAUUUUGAAAGGUUUCAGAAAUCAUGACAUUUUGUGUGAAAAUCUGUGUCAUUUCCUGCUGGGGCUGGGGGAGGAGGAAAGUGCUGCCAUCUUUCUAAGUAACAGUAAACUACAGCACCAUUUAUGUUUUCCUUAAUAUAGAACUGAUCCUUUACAAAGCAUCUUUUCACAACACUGCAAAGUGGCAGGCACUGGCAUUAGAUUUCUCAAGCACAAACACUACAGAGGAAAAUAAUACACCUCCAACUCACAGAAAACCCCAUCAUGUAAACUGUAGGGUUUGUUUGAUACUACAUCUCAUCCACCUAAACUCACAGCUGGCUGGUGUGAAGGUAUGAUGACAAUCUCCUUCAGCUUUCAGGAUUCCUCAAUGAUCAUAUUUCACUGUACCCAAUGUGACCUAACUGAAAACCAUGUCUGUUGAGUCCAUAUUAUCAAUAGAACUGUGAAGCUUUUAAAAUAAUAUUUUAACCGAUUUCAAUAAAGCAAUGCAGUCAUCGGCAUUAGGUUUGGUAUGUGUUUGGAAAAUUAGGGUCUUUAUCCCACUCCAUCCCCCAUACCAUUUUUGUUUUGUUUCUUUGAAAAUGUGUAUACUUCAAUAUAUAUUGGAAAUAAGCUGGAAUGACAGAUUAUUUUUUAAAGUUGACUUCUUGACCUGAAAGGGUGAAAUAAGCUAAACCUCUUUAUUACUAAUCAUAGUGAUUUUUCUUUGCUGAGUUUUAAUUCUAAAGAUUGAUUUCUUUGACUAUUAAUUUCAAUAGCACAAUAUUCAAUGAGGUCUGCAAACAAAUUAUAUACAAUUGUUAAAUC